Messenger RNA from Aspergillus luchuensis, 333 nucleotides. RefSeq lists its product as uncharacterized. The record is from RefSeq and is a predicted model, not a curated record. Bases 1 to 333 code for a protein of 110 amino acids. The transcript has a single exon. NCBI's taxonomy places the organism in Eukaryota, Fungi, Ascomycota, Eurotiomycetes, Eurotiales, Aspergillaceae.
AUGCAAUCAUAUACUGUGUACAUUUGCUCAUUCAUCCUUGUGCAUUUGAUCGGGAGCAUGAGAGUUCGUCAAAGGAAUGCUGCUACACACUCGACAGUGGCACUAUCCCGCCGAGACUGUGGUGCAACACGGGUGACACGAUUCGUACACAGCAAGUGGCGCGGUGUAUCUCUACCCCUGCUCAAACAGCAUGCCAGUACAACCAAAUCAUCUUGCAACGAAAUUCCCAGGUUCAAUGAAAUUCUGGACUAUCACAAGAUCCAUGGCACCACCAUAUACACCACACCAGACACAAAGCCUUCGCCAGUACUAGGCAAACACCCUGCUAGCUGA